Messenger RNA from Sphaerulina musiva SO2202, 1252 nucleotides. RefSeq lists its product as uncharacterized. Bases 29 to 1063 code for a protein of 344 amino acids. The transcript has a single exon. Lineage: Eukaryota; Fungi; Ascomycota; Dothideomycetes; Mycosphaerellales; Mycosphaerellaceae. The record is from RefSeq and is a predicted model, not a curated record.
UUCGAUCACACUGGACCAACAGCACAAUAUGUCCGACCUACCACCACCUCCCUCCUACGAGCAAGCGACCGGAUCGUCGACAGCUUCGCGACCCAGCAACAAUGCCAGCUCCCACCUAGCAGUCCCUGGCGCUGGUGCUGGCAGCGGCAAAAGUGGCAUUCCCGUCGAGUACAGAAGAUCGAUGGAAGAUGAGGCCCGACCACUUCCUCAAGGGUGGGUCCGCUCUUAUGAUCCGGAGAACUCGCAUCAGUUUUUUGUCGACACCACCAAGGAGCCACCACGUUCCAUCUGGCAUCAUCCCUACGACGAUGAAGAGUAUGUCAACAGCCUGAGUGGCGCGGAGCGCGAGAGAGUCGAGCAAGAGAGCAUCAACUACAAGCGUGACCACCCACCGACCAAGGAAGACUACAUUCAUGCACCUUCUGACGACGACGAUGAUGAUUUCUUGCCUGCACAUUAUCAGAACCAAACUGCUGCAGCUGGCAGCGCAGCAUCAGGAUCGAAUGCCCAGCUUCCACCGCGACCGGACGGCAAAGGUGGCAAAGAUGGAAAAGAUGGCAAGGGCAAGGAGAAGAUCUCGUUUGGCCGAAAAAUGAAAGACAAGGUCACCGGCAUGUCCCACGAAGAGCGCGAACAGCAGCGUCGCGAGCGCGAGGAGCAAGAGCGUCGGGCAUACGAGCAGCAUGUCAAAAUUCGAAAUGCCAUGCGCAAGGCUGCUCAGACUGGUGAAGCACAACUCAUUGGCAAGGACAAGGACGGAAAGAACAUCUACAUUGAACCACCGAGAACUGCGUCAUAUGCAGGAGGUUAUCCAGGCGUCGGCUAUGGCUAUAGCCCUUACACACCGUACAACAGCAACGGUAUCUACUCUACGCCCAAUGCUAGGUACGUGCGUCCUGGCAUGCCGUAUGCUAGACCUUAUGGCAGCCCAUACGGGUACGGUGGCUACGGAGGUGGCUACGGAGGCUAUGGAUAUAAUAGGGGUGGAUAUGGUGGUGGCAUGGGAAUGCCGGUCAUGGGUGGUUUGCUCGGUGGUGCACUUCUCGGAGGAUUGCUGUUUUAAGCGCAGUGGUUGUAUGCUACGGGAGCCAGACCUAUUGGUACAGCACACUGAGAACAGAAAAAAACCGGUAAUGGACAACAGUACACAGAUUACGACGGCAUGAAGCAACGACAUGGCAGAAUAGCCCAUGUCCUUGGGAGAUACCCCUCGGUAUACAGUUUACGAGUUUUUCUUACAAAUCACUUCUUC